Molecule: messenger RNA, 1613 nt
Organism: Brassicogethes aeneus
Lineage: Eukaryota; Metazoa; Arthropoda; Insecta; Coleoptera; Nitidulidae
Source: the annotation of a GenBank genome assembly
UUGGAAUUCGUUGUAAAAUAGUGUAAACCAAACAUGGAUCAGGGAAAUUUAAGCGAUAUUCAAGAUUUCUACAAGGAAAAAUGUGUGCUACUCACCGGCGCCACUGGUUUCUUGGGAAAACUCAUCCUGGAAAAACUUUUGCGGUCCACCGAGGUCCAGAAGAUUUACCUUUUGGUCAGAAGGAAUAGAAAGGAUGACCCUGAAAAAAGAGUGGAGAAGCUGUUAGAAUGUCCGAUUUUUGAUGGAAUCAAAAGAAUCUCUUCUGAGUGCUUGAGCAAAAUAAUAGUUGUUCAUGGUGACAUGUCUUUGAUAGACCUUGGUUUGGAGGAAAAGAUACUGAAAAAUAUUGUCAAAGAAGUGAACUGCGUGUUUCAUACAGCAGUUGCUGCGAAAGUGAACCAAACCAUUGUCGAUGCUUCUUUAACUAACAUUAGAGGCACAGGGGAACUGCUGAAUAUUGCUAGAUCCAUGAAAAAAUUAAAGUCAUUUGUAUUGGUGUCCACUGCAUAUUCAAAUUGCGUCAAGGAAGAAAUCGAUGAAAAAAUCUACGAUUUGGAUGUAGAUGUAGAGGAAUUUAUAACAUCUAUAGAAUCAGACGGUGUUAAGGGUUUGGAGAAAUAUAAAAGCCUUACAGAAAAAUGGCCGAGCAGUUUUACUUUCACAAUGGCUUUAGCAGAAAAUUUAAUCAAAAAUGAAUCUGGAAAAUUACCAGUUGCUAUAGUAAGAUGUUCAUCUAUUAUUGCAACAAAUCUGGGUCCAAUUAGGGGUUACAUUGACAGCUGCCAUGGGCCUACAGGGGUGGUUAUAGGAGUCGGUUUGGGAAUUCUUAGAGUUUUUUACGGAGACGAUGAUAAAGUAGGCGACAUUGUCACAGCUGACUACGUCAUCAAUAAUGCUAUAGCAGCUGGAUGGGCUGUUAACGAAUAUAAAGAUUACGAUAAAUUCGAAAAACUCUACCUGAAAGACAAGGUCCCAGUUUUUAAUUGCGUUUCGUCACCAAAUAAUCCCAUAACAUGGAAAACAUUCGGCGAAAUUAUGGAUAAAUAUGGUAAAGAAUCUCCCUCUAGUAAAUUGAUGUGGUACCCAUACAAAAUAGUGACGAGCUGUCUUUACAAUUAUUUAUUGUUAAAAUUUUUACUGCAUACAAUUCCGGCCUUUAUAUUGGAUAUAGUGCUGCUAUGUGUGGGAAAACGCGGAAGGAUAUCAGGAUUUUACGACCAAAUGGAAGGAUACACAGGAAACAUUCAAUACUUCAUGAACAAUUCCUGGGUCUUUAACGAUUCAAACAAUAAAGAACUGAUAAAAGGCAUGACGAGAAAGGAUAGAGAAUUAUUUAAUUUCGACCAUUCGGAUAUAGAUUGGGAAAGUUACUUGGAAUAUUACAUGAAAGGAAUAAGAGUGUACAUUUUAAAGGACGAAAUGAACACUGUGAAGCAAGGCCAAAAGAAACUUCAAACAUUUAAAUACCUACACUACUCUUUAAUUACUUUAGGAUGUGUUAUUUUAUAUUUAUUCGCGAGGUUUUUCCUUAAAAUGUUUUUAGGCAUAUUUUUUAAUGUUUAAGUUAAUAUAUGGUUGAAUGAAUAAUAUUUAUAAAUAUAAGCAAACCAAAA